AUGUUUUAUACAGCAAUAGCAUCAUCAUCGAACAUAUUUUUAAAAAAUUGUUUCAUUUUCUUUUCUUUAAUUCUUUUAUGUUCAUGUACACCAAAUAAAAAUUAUGAUAAUGAUGGUUAUUUACAACAACGUUCACCAAUAUCCUAUUCAUCGGAUAUUUUUAUUAAACCAAAAGUUCAAACAAUGCGUCGUUUAAAUCCAUUAAAAUUAUUAUUUGUUGUUGUCUAUUCAAAAUUAAAUCAACAAUAUGAAGUUGAAUGGAAUUUAAAUAUUUUGAAAACAAUAAUAAUGGAAAGUGAAUAUGUUACAGACGAUGAUAGAAAAUAUUUUAUGGAUAAUUUUUCAACAGCAAAUACAGAUUAUCAACAAUGGUCACCUGAUAAACAUGAUCAACUUGAACGUUUUACAGAAAAAUAUUUUAAUCCUUAUAAAUCUGCUGAUUUAUUUUUACCAUUUCAAGAUUGUCAAACAUUUACUUAUGCAUUAACAGAUGAAAUGUUAAAUGAAUUAGGACACAAAGAUACAGUUAAAAGAUAUCAUAUUAGACAAAAAGCUGCCGAACGUUUAUGUGGUCUUGAUUAA
This is a messenger RNA of Didymodactylos carnosus, 582 nucleotides long. The record is from the annotation of a GenBank genome assembly. Lineage: Eukaryota; Metazoa; Rotifera; Eurotatoria; Philodinida; Philodinidae.